UUGCGACGUUGUCAUGAAAACUGUCACAGAGAUCUGAAAUCUAGCGAGAAGAUCUCUGCCACCGAAUUGAAAAAGGUUCUUCUUCUUCUCUUACCCUAGCUCUCUCUCUCGCCCUAAUCUCGAUCUGCCCUAAUCAACUUUAUUUAGGGUUUGCGGAAGAGGCCAUGGCUACAACGUCUCUAGACAGGUUGAGUGAUUUGCCAUGCGAUGUGUUAUGUCGGAUCCUAUCUCAACUCUCUACCAAGGAAUCGGUUAGGACUAGUAUAUUGUCGAGGCGUUGGAAAGAUCUCUGGUCACAGGUUCCUGCUUUGGAUUUGGGUUACGAUGAUUUCAAAGAUACUGAUUUCGAUUUGAUGGGCUUUAUAGAUUGUUUUUUGGAACCUGACCUGGCUUUAGACUCGUUCAAGUUGGUUUAUGAUGUUGAUAUUGAGCACUGUCAUGAGAGUUUUGUGUCCACAAUAGAUGAAGUGGUUGAGCGUGGAGUUAGUCAUCUAACUAUUGAUAAUAUGGUGUCUGAUGAAGAUACCAUGGUUAGGAUGCCUCUCUCGCUCUAUUCAUGCUCGACACUGGUGGAUUUGACUCUCUACACUGUUGUCUUUGAUCAUCCACAAUCAGAAUUGGUUUCGUUACCUCGUGUCAAGACUAUGUAUCUAGAGGGGGUCAAGAUUGAUGGCCAUGAUGUUCUGGAGAAACUCAUCUCAAGCUGUCCGGUUCUCGAAGAUUUAACCGUGAUUACAUAUCCUGAUCCUGAGGACUAUAUGGAAGUUGUAUGCGUUCGUUCUCAAUCACUGAAAAGCUUCACACUAGAGUCUCAGCGUAAUCCCGAGGAAGAACAAGAUCCCGAUGUUGUAAUCGAUGCUCCAAAACUCGAGUACAUGAGUGUUAGUGAUUACCGGCCUGAACGCUUUGUCAUACGUAACAUUGGCCCUAACGCAAAGGUUGACGUCGAUGUUAUGUUUGACCACAUCGACCUUGAUGAUCCAUUGGAGGCAAAGAAGAUCCGUAAAUUCCUCUUUGGGAUAUCCAAAUUUCACGAGGUGACCAUCUCAGCUGGAACCCUAGAGGUCAUCCAUGAGUACUCCCAGGUGGGAAAGUUGCCUAAGUUUCUCAAUUUGACUCGAUUGGAUGCUUCACUAGUGCAGUCUUCGUGGGAAUACCUACCAGCCUUUUUGAGAUGCUGUACGAAUCUACAUUCGCUGAUUCUGGAACUUGACCGUAUCCCAGAGAGAGAGGAGAUUGAACUAUCACCAGUGCCUCAAUGUGUCUUAUCCUCGCUCCACUCCCUUCAGCUCAAGACACCACAAACAGUAAGUCAAAGGAUGCUAGUUUCGUAUUUUAGGAACAACUGUAAAGCGUUGAGGAAAAUACUUUUAAGUGGGCUGUAACAUCAUCAAGAGAAGCGAAAGGAUAUAUAUCAAGGAGAGGAGAUAUAUAAUGUAAUGUUGUUGUUAUGCUUACAUUGUAUUGUUGUCUCACCUAAAUUCAGUUUACCUUACCAACGGUUAUUGUAAUACUUUUCAGAUAUUUUGUUGACAUUGGUUUUAUGUUUCCUA
Molecule: messenger RNA, 1553 nt
Organism: Camelina sativa (false flax)
Lineage: Eukaryota; Viridiplantae; Streptophyta; Magnoliopsida; Brassicales; Brassicaceae
Product: FBD-associated F-box protein At1g60410-like
Molecular function (GO): protein binding
Source: RefSeq, a predicted model, not a curated record